CAAGGUGCAUGUAAUGUUUUUUUGGAUUCAGUUUGUAAAUUUUAUAGAAGUAAGGCCAUAACUCGGUAUUGUCUUUAUACUAUUGAAAACAACCAAAAUCGAGAACCAAUAAUAAAUUAUUUCAAGUUUAUCAAGUAAAGGAACUGGCAAAUCUGGUUCAAGUAUCAGUUACUAAAAUAUACUAAAGAGCCUUCGCUUCAGCCUACUAGCUAGCCUUUUACAGAUGGACCAGACAUCACUGUAAUGGACCAUAGUGACAACGCUCACAAUUUAUUUGCGGAGGAUCAGUCGUCGAAUCCAUCUUCAACUACACAGUCGAUCUCUCAAACUAAGUCGACAAAAAAGAAAAGAAAAAGAUCUCAAAUAACCAUUUGUCUAACCAACUGCCGCUAUGAAUGCAUUCGGAAAGUCGCGAGCGAAUUUGGUAUGCGGGAGGUUUCAGAGGACGACGCUUGGAAUUUCUAUUGGACCGACAUGAGCGUUUCUGUUGAAAGAGCAAAAGAGAUGAAAAGAUUCCAGAGAAUCAACCAUUUUCCUGGAAUGUUGGAAAUAUGCAGGAAAGAUUUGCUCGCUCGCAAUUUGAAUAGAAUGCAGAAAAUCUACCCGAAAGAUUAUAAUUUCUUUCCGAAAACAUGGUGUUUGCCUGCUGAUUUUAGCGAAGUAAUAAAUUAUAGUAAAUCUCGAAAAAAUAAAACUUUCAUUAUAAAACCAGAGUGCGGAAGCCAGGGUCGUGGAAUUUAUUUAACCAAAUCUCUGAAGGAUAUCAAACCUACAGAUAAACUCAUUUGCCAGGUGUAUCUGUCGAAACCGUACGUGGUAGACGGCUACAAGUUCGACAUGCGCGUUUACACGUUGAUAACAUCCUGCGAUCCACUACGAAUUUUCGUUUACAAUGAAGGAUUAGUAAGAUUCGCAACGAGUAGAUACGCUGAUCCGAACGCAAACAACACUACGAACGUGUUUAUGCACUUGACGAACUACGCGCUCAACAAGCACAGCCGAACUUAUGUGUACGAUUCAGAAGCUGGGAGUAAACGCAAGAUAUCAACUCUGAACAAGAUCCUCAAGUCGCAAGGUGUGGACGUGGAGGGGGUGUGGCAAUCUGUGGACCAGGUGAUCGUGAAGACCGUGAUCGCUGCGUGGCCGGUGCUGAAGCACAGCUACCACGCCUGCUUCCCCUCGCACGAUACUGUUCACGCCUGCUUUGAAAUACUUGGCUUCGAUAUUCUUCUGGAUCACAAACUACAUCCUUACAUUUUGGAAGUGAACCAUUCGCCAAGUUUCCACACCGACACUCAGCUGGACCGAGACGUGAAAGAGAGUCUACUCCGAGAUACCUUCACAAUGCUUAACAUCUGGCAAUGCGACAGAAAACGCGUUCUAGAGGAGGACAGAAAGAGAAUUAGAGACAGACUGCUCCAGAAUAAUAAACUUGUAGAAUCCCCAACUGAGGACAAAGAGCCAGAGAAAAGUCCCUGGCAGAUACAAAUACAAUGGGAAGAAUCACAUCUUGGAAACUUCAGGCGCGUGUACCCAGUCGGCGAGGUGUACGCGCGUCUGUUCCAGCAGCCCACGGGCUCGCUGUACGCCGCCACAGCGUCUUCGCGCGCACGCGGCGACUGCACACGAGCGCAUAUGGACGACUUCCAGCAAAAUAAAGCAAAAGCAGAAGCGUUGAAGACCCCAUCGCAAGCUAAACCUAAGGAAGUAGCGAAAAAAGCAAAAGACGACGCAAACUCACAAAAGCAAUCGAUAGAUGGAGAAAAGCGAAAGGAUGAAGUAAAAAAGAAUCCGACUGUCCAAGAUAACAUUCAGAGUUUACCAAAAUACGUCACGAGUUCCUUCGAGCCCGAUCCGAUUGUGGAGAAGGAAGAGCGAGAGAGAGUAAAUUUACUGGCGCAACGAGACUUCCUUAUCAGAAGCUAUGGACUGCUAGAACAGAUAUAUCUUGCAAUGAAAAAGUUGGGUACACUUCGACCGGAAGAUGAACGCAAAUAUGGAAUUUACGGACGUCUCUCUAUUGUAUCGAACUCAAAUAAGACCGUGAGUUAAAAAAGAAAUCUUGAAUAAAAAACAAACUGAAAAUCUAUUAAAGAAAGCACAUAAAAAACGUUACCUAAAAGCACAAGCUACGUAAAAGACGAGACUCCUUUGGAAAUUCGAAAAUCAAAACCUUAAGAUAACAGGAAACUUACAAAUUGUAUGUCAGAGAUAAAUUAUAAUUUUGAUAUGUAAGUAUGUAAAUUUUAAAGU
Aricia agestis (brown argus) is the source of this 2253-nucleotide messenger RNA. Its product is annotated as tubulin polyglutamylase ttll6-like. Gene Ontology annotation, biological process: microtubule cytoskeleton organization; protein polyglutamylation. Gene Ontology annotation, cellular component: cilium. Gene Ontology annotation, molecular function: tubulin-glutamic acid ligase activity; tubulin binding. The record is from RefSeq and is a predicted model, not a curated record. Bases 244 to 2052 code for a protein of 602 amino acids. The transcript has 15 exons. NCBI's taxonomy places the organism in Eukaryota, Metazoa, Arthropoda, Insecta, Lepidoptera, Lycaenidae.